GUGCGAGGCGUGAGGUGGAGAGAUGGGGGCGGAGGGAGCCAGAGCUGUCACAGGCCCGGGGUCCGCCUGACCGAGCGAAGUGGGGUGUCAUGGCCGCGGGGGGCAGCGGCUACACUUCCUCAGCGGGCGGCGGCGGCGGCCGGGCAGUCGGUCCUGGACGCACGGGUCCCGUUUCCCUCUGUGCGGCGGCCGGCGGGACCAUAAGGGCUUAACUCAUAUAUUUAACCCCCCUCCGAAAAGGUUUGAAAGUAUUUUUGAAGGGCUGUUUGGACCUGGAUUAUUAAAAGAUCUCAGCUUAUUUAAAGACUGUGAACCUGAAACCAUUUCUGAUUGGAAUUUUGAUGAAAAUUGUCUAUUUUGUUGCUUGAGAAGAGAAAAAGUAAAGGGGCACUUAGUCGGUCUGGAUGAACCAGCUUCGGGAGCUGGGCAAGAAGCUCUGCUUAAACAAGAGCAAGCAAAAAUCAUUCGAUUCGAGAGACAAGCAGAAGAGUUCCUCAAUGCAGUCUUUUAUAGAAAAGACAGUCCCUGGGUCUCCGACCCCAAUAUUCCCCUAGUGGCCCGUGAGAUCAUGCAGCGAAUGAUCCAACAAUUUGCUGCUGAAUAUACCUCAAAAAAUAGCUCUACUCAGGACCCCAGCCAGCCCAAUAGCACAAAGAACCAAAGCCUGCCGAAAGCAUCUCCAGUCACCACCUCUCCCACGGCUGCAACUACUCAGAACCCUGUGCUCAGCAAACUUCUCAUGGCUGACCAAGACUCACCUCUGGACCUUACUGUCAAAAAGUCUCAGUCAGAACCUAGCGAACAAGACGGUGUACUUGAUCUAUCCACUAAGAAAAGUCCAUGUGCUGGCAGCACUUCCCUGAGCCAUUCUCCAGGUUGCUCCAGUACUCAAGGGAACGGGCGACCGGGGAGACCCAGCCAGUACCGCCCAGACGGACUUCGGAGUGGUGAUGGGGUACCUCCAAGAAGCUUACAGGAUGGAACCAGGGAAGGUUUUGGACACUCCACAUCACUCAAAGUUCCACUGGCUCGAUCUCUGCAGAUUAGUGAAGAACUACUGAGCAGAAACCAGUUGUCCACAGCUGCCAGCCUUGGGCCAUCUGGAUUACAGAAUCAUGGACAACACUUAAUAUUAUCCAGGGAAGCCUCUUGGGCGAAACCACAUUAUGAAUUCAACCUCAGCCGUAUGAAAUUCAGGGGAAAUGGUGCACUCAGCAACAUCAGUGACGUUCCUUUUCUUGCAGAAAACUCUGCCUUUCCAAAAAUGGCACUUCAAACAAAACAAGAUGGAAAAAAGGACGCGAGCCAUUCGUCUCCUGUAGAUUUAAAAAUACCACAAGUUCGAGGAAUGGAUCUUUCUUGGGAGUCUCGCACUGGUGAUCAGUACAGCUAUAGCUCUUUGGUAAUGGGUUCACAAACGGAGAGCGCGCUUAGUAAAAAAUUAAGGGCUAUUCUUCCAAAACAAAAUAGAAAAAGCAUGCUAGAUGCUGGACCUGAUUCUUGGGGCUCAGAUGCUGAGCAGUCUACCUCUGGACAGCCAUAUCCCACAUCGGAUCAAGAAGGAGACCCUGGCUCCAAGCAGCCUCGGAAGAAAAGAGGGCGUUACAGACAGUACAACAGUGAGAUACUGGAGGAAGCAAUCUCCGUGGUUAUGAGUGGAAAAAUGAGUGUUUCCAAAGCUCAGAGUAUUUAUGGGAUUCCCCACAGUACACUGGAGUACAAAGUAAAGGAGAGGCUGGGCACUUUGAAAAACCCUCCAAAGAAAAAGAUGAAAUUAAUGAGAUCACAGGGGCCAGAUGUUUCUGUAAAGAUUGAAUUAGAUCCCCAGGGAGAGGCAGCACAAAGUGCAAAUGAAUCAAAAAACGAGUAGGAAUACUGUAGAGUGCCAAUUACUGUACAAACUGGGUGAGCACUACUGCAUAGUUCAACUAUCAUUGCACCUAACUUCAUUUACUGUGACACUUGUUUCUUUGCAGAUUUUGCAUUGACUUGUGUACAGAAAUGAAAGGUGCACUCAGAAUGUGCAUAUUUUUAAAUUUCCAUGUGCAGUAUGGCUCGGAAUAUUGUUUGGCCUUUUGCAUGUUUCUCUACAAAAGAGAAUUGAGUUACCUCACAGAGAACACAGAUACAUGGAAGUGGACUCCUUGCCUGUAGAGCCUGCAUGCUUUUCUUUUGUUUUUUAUUGUUGUUGGUUUUUGUUUUGUUUUGUUUUCUUCCCCCCUUAAGUUAUAUUUGCCUUUAUUUAAAAAAAAAAAAAAGAAGAUGAAGAAGAAGAAAAAAAGCCCCCUUUUAGAAAACACCUCUGUCAUACUGGGAGCUUUAUCAUUACAAAAUUGGGAAGCCAUCUUGUAAAAUUACUCAUAUUUUUUACUUCCAAGAUUCAACUAAUGGAAGGAUUAAACAAAAGAAAAAACUCAGAAGAAUAAUGAACUCUUUGAACUCAAGAAAUUUGGUUAUCCAAUGAUAAUGAUAACUAAUCAUUUGGGUCAAUUUAUAUCUUAUAAUUUUCUUCUAUUAAAUUUACUUACUAAUGUAAUCUAUUCAGUGCUCACCCAGAGAGGAGGGAAAGGAGGUGGAAAAGGUAUACACACUACCUUCAGAAAUGCUUCAGUUAAUUACUUUGUAACACUACCUUUGCUAUAAUUUCAUUUAGGGUUUUCUAAGGGUAGAAUUCGGUCUCACCAUCAGGUGAGGAUAUAGCCUUAUCUCAUGGAGGACGAGCUCCGUUCUUGCUCAGGAGCAGUCAGGGUACAUUACAUAAAACAAUAGUGGUUGCCUCAUUUUUGCAAACUAGGUUCCUUUGCGUUCUUAAAUCCUUUAACUGAUUUGAUCAUGUGCUAACUAACGACUGAAUGUUGUUAUAUUAUCUAGUUUUAAAAUAUUCAAGGUCUGUUUAUUGGGGAUGGGAUAAAUAGGGAAGGAAAGUGUGUAAGUAACUAUAACAUUGCAAAAUAUUUAGGUUUUAUGGCCUCAGUAGUCUGCCCAAAUAGCCAUACUAAUGAAAGAUUCAUGUUUGUGGUGAGAGAAGAAAAAACAAUUCCCAGGUAAACUAAUAGGAUUUAGGUUGUAUAUCAUUUCCGACAAUAAUUCAGUCAGGAGUCAAGCUCAUUUGAGUCUCUUUUUUAAUUCAAAUACUAGUACAAGGGUGGUUUUUGCUUUUAUUUCAUUUUCUUGCUCAAUUUUUUUUUUCUUUCCUUCCUUUUUCCUUUUUUGGUAUCUUAUGUAAUAUCUCCUUUGUAACUCUUUCUGAUAGUUACCUGAUUUUCAGGAUUGUUUAGCACACAGUUAAAAGGACCUGUCAGAUGAUGUUGGCAUAAGCAUUCCUUGAAGAACAUCUAAGCUUUUUUGAGAUGGGCUUUUACAAUUAGAGUAGUUAAGUUGGGAAAGUGUAUUACCUAUAAUUUUUCACAAAAAUAAUUGAUAAGUAAAGCCCAUGGGAUUUAAAUUUGCAUUGUGACCAAAUUAAAAUCACUAUUUGUACAAAACAAAAUCCAUACCACUGCACCCUGUGUUCUAAAUUGCUGGGAAAGAUGGUCAUUCUAGUUUUCUAAAUGCUUAUCAAAAGAAAAAACAAAUCAUUGGAACUCUCUUUGUAAAAUAAUAUAAGACUUAGAACACUGGUUAAAUUGAGGUUGAUAAUUUCAAAUGGCUGCUAACAAUUUGAGGAGAAGUAGGUCCAGAUAGCCCCAAGGCAUAAAUUCUUACCUGGAAACUGGAGCAGUUCACUAAAUUAGGUGAAGGGUAUUUUCUCCCAACAACCUAUGUGUUCAAAGGGUUAGGCACACCAUUACUGUUAUUAAUAUAUAUGCACUGCUCAUUCUAGAUGUAGCCUGGGCUUGCAUUCCUCUUUUGGUUAUUUUGUUGUAGCAGUUUAAUGAGUGGAUGACUAAGCCUGUUUCCUCUUACCUUUCUAGUCUUCAAAACAGAAAAAAAGCCGUUUAGGUUCAAUAGCAGUAUAUGACUCUGCAAUAUUUUCCAGCGUAGCUGGAAAUUGCAAUAAAAAUACAUUAUGAAACGUAUGGUUAUCAUCUGCAGUUGAAGGAAGUUGUAGAAAGUUUGCUGAAAGCAAAGGGUAAGCUUAUGAAGAAAUGACUUUUGUUCCACACUUAAGAAUUUAUCAGCACACAAGUAAUUGUAGCCACGGUGCCUUUUUGCAUGAUGUUUGGGAUAGUCAGUAGCCCAAGAUUGCUGCAAAAAGGUUCUUUAAACAAUUAAUUUGUGCUUUUAUUAUCCCCCUCUCAGAAAGGCAUCUUUAAAGGCCCAUUUUUAAAUUUGGCCCUAAAAUUCAAUUUUGUAGAGUUUCACUGUUCAGAGAGGUUUAAUCCUAUGUGAUAGUCUAUAUAAGUGAUGUAUGAGUUGAGUUAUGUAAAUUUUGUCAUUGUAGUGUACAUGGAGUGAUCAUUUUACUAACAUAAAUAUUUUCUAUGUGUGUUUCAGUGGAUGACAAUCGAGCAGCAGAAGAAUGGUGUGCCUACCCUUUAAUGCUGCAGUUUAAAUAAGAGAACUUGUAUUGUGUCAUUUCAGAUUGUAGGCUGAGAGUUGUAAAUAGUGAAAAUUUGAGUACUUUUUAUUAUUCGUUUUGGUUAGAAAGUGAAUUUAAAAAACAAACCAAACUCUAAACUUUCUCAGAUUAAAAGUCCUGAGACCUGAAGAUUGUAAUAUUCAUGUCUGUGAAGCUUUUAAACAUUACACUUGAGAUCAGUCAUGACUUGAUAUUCAGGUAAACAUUCUUUUCCAAGAAGCUUUUGAAUAAGCAUAUUUCCUCCAAAGGUCUCUCUCUUUCUCUCUCUCGCUCUUUUUUUUUUUUUUUUUUUUUUUAAGCAUAGAUUAUUUUAAAGCACUAAUUGCAUUACACUGGUAACUGCAAUAUAAAAUAGCCAUUAUUGUUUUGUGAAGCAUGGUUGAAAUUAGAUAGUGAGUGGUCCCUUUUAAAUUUCAUGAGCCUCUCAAAGUAAAUAAAUAAACUUAAAAAAAUUUUAAAGCUGCUGAAUAUUUCAAAAGAUUUAUAUUUUACCCUACUGUAGGUUUUGUAAAGUUAGUUUGUAAUAUUCAGGUGCACUUUUAAUGUUAAAUUUUGUGUUCAGAAUUCCAUUAUACCAUGUAUUUCUCAGAGGUGGCUCAUCAUUUGGCUGGUUGUCAGUCUUGGUGCCACACUGACCCUUAAUGUUUGAUUUCUUUCUUGAUUUGCCACUAUUCUAUAUUGGCACUUUCAGUGUAGAUAUUCUAAUUUGGGGACGUCCUCAUAAAUGUGUAAUAGAGAUUGGUCUAUUCGCAUACUUAAUUUCUGCUAAUCAGAGUUUUGCAUGAUCCAAAAAAUGGUUGACCAUUUUUAUGGUAUGAGAAAGUGUAGUUCACAACUGUCUUUGUCACAAAAGUCUGUCUUUCUUACAUUUUCCAAUCACCAGAUGAUGACAUUACUCCAACUAAUGAUAGUCGAGAGACAAUGUACUUAAAAAUCAAUUCUUACAUUUUUAUGAGAGAGCAUAGUAAUACAGAAUAGAUACGCUGUGGCACUAUGAAAUCAAAAACACUAAAUUCUCUGGAAGGAUAUCUUGGUGGUGUUUUUGUCAUUAGCUUUCUCAUGUCUGAGACUCUAGUCAUCAAGCUUGACAGUAAUGUAGUGUAUUACUUUGUUCAGUAGGCUUAAAAGUAAACUUUAUUUGCGAUGAGCUUACACUUUUUUGUUCCCCAAAUACUAUGAAGGACAAGGUCUCUUUCAGGAAAAAUAAUUUAUAUUUGUGUGUAUAGUACUUUUUGAUAUUAAGUUUGUUGUUAUUAUGAAGUUUAGGUGUUGCUUGGUAAACUUGCUGAGCAGAUCAUGAAUAUGAGUAAGGCUUUGUGUGAUAAUAGGGGUCCUUAUGUGAAGUUAAUUACUGUUCAGUUCUGGUGAGCAAGCUCAACAAGUGUGAAGUGUGUAUUAGCUUUAUUUGGUACACUUUUACUUUACAAUAUUGAAGUGCUUUUAGAACUCUGGUUAUCUUAUAUAAACCAUUACCUCAACCAAUUGGCAUUUCCAUUUCCCAACAUUUUACCUGAGCUGUAACAUGAGCUAUAUGGGAUCAGAUAGUAAAAAUAAUAAGGCACAAUGAGAAAUUUGGUUCCCAAUUUCCUGGAGAGAACUCUAAAUUAGAUGAAGAAAAUAACUACCUUUAAAGGCCCGUAUCAUAACUACCUUCUGUCAUUAGGCAGUACUAGCAACCUUUGGGUUGCUUAUGAGCUGUAUAUUCUUUCUCUAUCCCAACUAAGCACAUAGUGCCAGGCCUGGUUCUAAGCCUUUGUGGUUCUCUUACAUUUUAUUGCCCCGUAAUAUAGUGAAGCUUAGAUUCAGUCAGUUAUUUUUAUAAAACAAAUUAAUGAAUCUUAGCUCAAAGUCAGAAGGUGAACUUACUUUAAAUAGUUAACAGUGGGUAUAUUACAGUUCACUGUUAGUUAAUAUCUAUUAUCCCUUGGGAUUUAAUUUGGAAACUACUUACUUUUUGCUUUUGUAAUUCUUUCCCUGUCGCCAGAGGUCAUUUUCAGAUAGACCACUCUUUUAUAUAUAAUCAGGUUGCUGUCAUUGGUGAUAGAAUAUGGCAAUGGACUGAAUUGCUUCACUUAAUGUUUUAUAGGAGACAUUCAAAAUUAUAUGUUAAAAUUCGACCUACAUGAAGAUAGCAAAGAUCAUUUUCCUUGUUACUUUACCAUUAGCAUUAGGUCUUCGUUGAUACUAUUGUGAAGCCAGUGUUAGUAAAACUUUGGUGGCUUUAGCCAAACAAUCCUUUUAGAAGUCUAUUAAGCUAUAUAGAGAUUUAAAAAUAAUAAUUGCUUUCAAAAUUUACUGAAAAACUAUCAUUGUAUUAGAAGGAGUGCAGACCUCUGAACUCUUUUCUUCAUUUAUUUUGGAUUCAUCUUAUCUUUGAGACUUGAGUAGGAUUUGUGAACAUGGUGACUGAAGAGAGCAGGGAGAUAUUCUCUGCAUAUCCUUUGUUUCUUAUUUGUACCCAAAUAAUCUUGCAGUUACGUAGACUUUUAAAGAUGCAGACAGCCCUGUAGCUGUGUGCCCUAAGUGUUAUGAAAGAUUGAGGGAUGGGAAUGUCGUUAAGUAUGUAGGCUUUUGAGAAGAGGCUAAAGAUUCUGGCCUGAAAUACUAAAAACUAGUCACAGGAUAGAUAAUGUGGUAAAGUUGGGCCAUCUUCAUUUGAUUGACAGAAAAAUUUUUAGACUGUUUGAAAAUGAGAAGGCUAAUUGAAAUUGAUUUGAGCGUAUAUCAUGAACUAAUUUUGCAACUAUUUGGGAGGUAAUUUUAAGGUUUCCAGUUCCUUUAGAGCUGUUUUAAUAAAAGCCGAAAAACAAGCACUUUUAGUUAAUCAUAGAUAUAUUGGAAUUAGCAAAUACUUUAAUCAUAAUAUUUAAUCUUUAUUGUUUGAAUGUGGAAAUGAACUUUUUACCCUGUCUUGAACUGUCAUUGAACAGGCUCAAGAUGAUCUUUUCUACACUGGAAAUGACCCUACACACAUACCAAAAAAAUCUAAAGCAGUAAGACAUUUUUGAAGAUCCAUACCUCUUAGACUUUUUAGAUUUGUCUUGGGAAAGAAUUUAUGAACCUAUAACCAGUAUUAGUGCAGUCUUGGGUUCCUUGUUCUGCAUAAUUGCACCCUUUCUCAGGUAUGUCCUGAAAACAUAAAUUUAAAAAUAAUCUCAUUAGAGAUUAGAUUCUCAGUGGAUAGUGUGUAAGGGGACUGGGGGUGGGGGAUUGGGAUAGUUGGACACAGGACACUGACACAGUAGAGCAGGGAUUUUUAACUGUCAAUAGCCAAAUAGAACUUCAGUCUAGAAUAUAUUUGCUCACAAAUGAAUGAAACAACUCCUAUUUAAGUUUGGUAAAUACAUGGUGCUACACUCCUAAAAGUCUUUUCUUUCAUCCAGUUGACUUUUUUUCCUGCUUGGUGGAAGGGUAUACAGUAAACUUUACUGUCACUAGGAAAGCACUUGUCUGAAACACUUAAAGUACUAGAAAAGGGAUAAUUCAGCACUUUUUCUGUUACAACACUAAAGUCUUAAUUUAUCUUCAGAGUCUUAGGUACUGAAAGUUUUAGGAUGACUAUUUGAAAAUAUAAAACUUUACAACAUACAUACUAUGGGGUCAGAUCACAUUUAUAUAAGUGAUUCUUAUUUAAAAAAACAAACAAACAACAUUUUGUACUUUUUAAUCAAUUCCAAGUAAAUGUCUCAUUAUCCCAAUUUCAUUAAGCAUUUCAGGCUUAAGAAUUGGAAUUUAAGAGGAGGUGAGGGGAAAUGCAAAUUGAAAAUUUUUCAAAUGAAAAAUUGUGUCCAACCAUUUUCAAAAAAUUAACCCACUAGGAAAAUGGGUAAGGAUCCUCUCUCCCUUUAAGUCUUCAGGGAAUGAGCAGUAUUUAGGAUCUUUGGCUGAAAUUCAAGCCUUUUUACUGUGUAAAUUUUUAAUAUUAAUUCACUGACACACGUUUUACAUCAAAGGACUGAAAAUGGAUCUUAAUGUUUUUAAGUUGUGGAAGGGUAUAUUUCUAAAAUGAGGGGGGGAUAAUUAACUAGGUUAGUAUACCAGCAUUAGUAAGUUUAAGGAAUUUUAGUAUGUAAUAGCAAAGUGUUUGAUUAAAAGUCUAAUCCUAUAUUGCUAGUCAAAAUUAGUUACAUUCUGAUCUAGGAAAGAUAUAGUCAUUGGAUAUUGAUAUAUACUGUGCUGUCAGAAAACCAUUUGAAGAAACCUUUAUCUGACUCCCACAUGUUGCUUGUUCUGAUGGGAUGUAUACUUUACAGCAGCUUAUUGCUGCUUUGAAAAGAAAUGUAUAAAAUACACAUUUGGAGUGUUUGCAUAUAAUUCUUUAUAACCUCCACUUUAAAUUGUCAGACAUUGGUAUUUUAUCAGUCCACACUGUUAAAUAAAACUGAUGUUCUUAGGAAUCCAUCUUAAACACACUGUUUAAAAACCCUCAGGGACAGUUUACACACUAUUCUCACUCAAUUCAGGUACUUUGAUGCUAUUCUUAAACCUAACAGUGACUUGUAUUUUUCUGUUUUACUUUUAUUUCAACGUGCUGGUAGCACAUCCUUGAUGAAUGUCAACUUAAAAACUCAGUUCAGGUAUCCAGGUAUAACUCAGCCAAACAUUUUAAAGCUGCAUAUAACUCUCCAGCACACGGUGCCUCACACUCUUAUAGUGGCAUUCUAUAUAUUCAGUUAUUACUACUGAGCAGAUAAUGUGGGGGUUCCUGUUACCAGUGUAUUUAAAAAAUAAGAUGUGCAUAAAUGUAUAGCCAGCACACCACACAUACAAGGUAAAACUCUCUCUUUUGUAAAUGCCACUAAUAGCCAGCACAAUGAAAACAACAUUCCUUAGUGCUUCUGUAAAGUAACAGAUGCAGUUCUUCUUGAUGUGGCUCUUGCUUCUUCACCAUAACUACUACUAAAUUCAAGCACUGGUCCUUGGGUGUCUGACCUCUACGUUCUAGCUUAUGCAAUGUCUUCAGAGAAUUCUGUGCACUGGCCACUGUGAUGGAACCAUUGGGCCAGGAGUGCUUUGAGUUUAUUAGUAGUGAUUCUGCCAAAGUUGGUGUUGUAACAUGAGUAUAUGUAAAAUGUCAAAAAUUAGCAGAGGUCUAGGUCUGCUUGUGAGCAGGUGAUUUAUGUUAGUAUAAUUGGUAGCCUUGAAGGUCCUCACUGACAAGUUUCUUCAGAUGUGAAGUUCUAAUUUCAGUGUUUUAGCUCUUUGCAUCUUUACUGUUAAGACUUGUCUACAGGAGGUCUUUAUUCUUAAAAACCUCCUUUUGUUUUCUGCAGUACUGUCUGUGGUUAGCAAAGUAGAUUAUUCCUCUGCUUUAAUAUUUGAUAUUUUAUAUCGAAAAUUAGUUAUUUCCAUUUAUAAAGCCCAUAGCCUUUGAAAAUAUGGAAAAUGGCAUUUUUCAGAUUUCUAGAAGUUCAAGUGUCAUGCAACAAAACAGGAACCCCCUUUACUCUAUGGACCUCAUUUCAAUAUACUGUUUACAGUUUGACAGAAUUGUAUAAUUUAAUAUUUCUCUUGUACUGUAGUUUAUAUUUAUUUACGGAUUUUUUUUUUUUUUGUACUGUGUGAUUUGAACUUUUUGUUCCUUGCUAUGAUCAAUGUUUAUGUAGUAGAGCACUUAUGAUCACAAAUUAAGUUUCUUUUUUGUUUGAUUGCACUACAUUAAAAUUUUUAAUGCAGUUCUGAUUUUUGACUGGACUAAAAUAAGCUGUGUCUUAAUGUAUGUGAUGAGUACUUAAAACUUUAAUCCAUGUGGUCCCCUUUUUUUUGCAUUGUAUGUCAGAAGCGCUAGUUCUUUCGUGCAUGUGUAAGAUUUAAUGGUUCCAUUGUAUUAUUUGACCAUGACAUUUUGGAGAAACAUUCCCAGCUGUAAUGUUGUGUAUGGUAGUUCUCACUGGAUGCUAGACUUUUCAAAACCACUAUUCUUCUAAUAAAUUUUGUUGUGAAAAACUGUU
Molecule: messenger RNA, 10473 nt
Organism: Chrysochloris asiatica (Cape golden mole)
Lineage: Eukaryota; Metazoa; Chordata; Mammalia; Afrosoricida; Chrysochloridae
Gene: LCOR
Product: ligand dependent nuclear receptor corepressor
Exons: 8
Coding region: 569-1870 (433 amino acids)
Biological process (GO): regulation of transcription by RNA polymerase II
Cellular component (GO): nucleus
Molecular function (GO): DNA binding
Source: RefSeq, a predicted model, not a curated record